This is a messenger RNA of Patella vulgata (common limpet), 4294 nucleotides long. RefSeq lists its product as uncharacterized. The transcript has 8 exons. Gene Ontology annotation, molecular function: NAD+ poly-ADP-ribosyltransferase activity. The record is from RefSeq and is a predicted model, not a curated record. The coding region runs from base 378 to 3155 and encodes 925 amino acids. NCBI's taxonomy places the organism in Eukaryota, Metazoa, Mollusca, Gastropoda, Patellidae.
GAUCGGAUAAUAACAUUCACAGUCACUCAGCCAGUUGCCACAGGGCAGGAAAUAUUAUAAAUAUUUGUCAAAAAGUGCAAAGAUUAUUGGAAAUAUCAACAUAUCAUUUCAUGAUUUUGGGAAACUACGCAUUAGAGACAGUUCCAAUCAGGAAAUUUCGUUAUUCUUGGAAUUUUAUAAAGGGUAUCGCUUUAGUCGUGAUUUUCCAGACGUAAAAUCCAAUGGAAAAAAGACACUGGAAAAACGAGAGCCAAGUUCACUAGAAUCAAGAACCAACCCAACUCCGCAUAUUUUGUCUUAUAAUACAUUAUUUAGUAAUCCCUUUUCCAGUUUUAAUGGCGGUACAACAACCAGGAACUGUUUAGCUACAGUUUGGGAUGGCUACUACCGAAGAAAGUCCCAUUUUCGUCCAGUCUGAAGAUGAAUCAGAUGAUGGCGAUGAUGUUAUUGUUAUUAAAGAAGAACCACCUGUUGUUGAUAAUGAUGUCAUCUUUGUUUCUGCUACGCUCGCCAUCAAUAAACUGACAGAUACUCCAUCUAAAGCAGAACCUUCUGAUUGUGUACAGACAGUGCUGUGUGAUUCAACUUGUAAUAUAGAUGACGACGAUGAUGAUAAUGAUUCUACCUCCACACCCUCUGUGUCUGUCAGCAAACAGAACGUGGACCUCGAGACUAAUCUGGAAGACGUCUUUGGUAACGGAAUUGAUCAGCUGUUACGUGCCGCAGGUUAUACUUCUAGCCCUCCAGGCACUGAUCACCUGAAUAAAGCUCCAGAUAGCCAAGGAGUUACAGAUAGCAGCAAUGCUUCUGCAGCAGGCACAAGUCAAGACCAUGUCUCUACGGUGACAGCAGAUGCACAAAUGGACUUAGAUGCUAAUAAGGAUGAAAACGACAGAUCAGUCGAACAUCAAGCCAACUCGUCAACAAAUCUAGCCAAUCAGACGCUUGAUGCAACAGUGAAUACCUCAGCUCAAGCAGACGCAAAUAGUCUUUCAGUGAAUGGUGCUACAACUGAUUUAUUCCCAAAUCAAACCUAUGUAACUACUAUGAGAUCGUGUACAUUAAAUAACAAUAAUGACGUCCUCGUUGAUUCACUCUUAAUAACCAGUAACUCAGCAGCUACUCAACCCUCUUCUACCCUUCAUACGGACACAAAAGAUGAAGCUUUUCAACAAAUUGAGCAAUACGUGCGUCUGUUAGCAGAAACAGACAAUCAAGAUCCCAAAUUGUGUACAUCUGCUAAUCCUUUACGUACACAUGAAACCCCUAAAACGGGACCAACACUCGGAAUAUCAACAAACUAUGCAAAUAUUCCAAAUCAAACGCCAUUAAACUAUAAUUCCGAUUUGAAAUGUUCACGCAUCGGGCCUGAUAAUCAGUUUAAUUCAAAUAUGUGCAUGCAAACCUCAACAAGUAGUGCAAAUCUUUUAAAUCAAGUGCAGGUAACUCCAAACAAUGUUCUCAAGUCUGCAGAUCAGAGUGGUGCUUCCUGUUCAUCAACCACAAAUACAGCUGCAUCUGCAUGCAACACCAAUCAGGGAACAGUUUCGAAUAAUGACGACAGAUUUUUAUCCUCAUUGUUUGACAUGUAUCUACCAAAUUCUAAUUCAACAUCAACGCCAAAGCCAAGUCUUUCACGAACCACAGAUCUUUCACAAGACAAUUUGCCACCACGAAAACGCUAUAAAUACACAAUCAAUAUGUCUCAAUCGAUAGACUAUGGCUCUUCUGUUCCUAUGGAAACAAACAUUUUGACAAAUAAGAGCAACCAAUCAGAAAUAAUCUGUGUUAAAUGUACGAAAACUAGUUUGAUUAAGGUUUCAUGCUGUUCUAAUGGCCAUGUGUUUUGUGAAGUUUGUAUCCAGGAACAUACCAAACAAGUUUUACUUGAAAAAACGUUCAAAUAUUUGUUUUGUUUGGAAGAAAGUUGUAGGGGUGUUUACAGUAUUGAUGAAUUAAAGAAAACAUUACCAGAGAUGGUUGUAGAUAUAUUAGAAAAAAGGGAAGCAGAGAAAUGUGAUGAUAAUACUGAAGAUAGACAGAAAGACGACCAUCAGGACAUACCUCCAGAGUGGUCUCCCAUUGAUGAAAGAUCUACAUUGAAGAUAGUUGUUUUGGACAAUGAUUCUAUUGAAUUUAUAACUGUUGCCAUUCGAUUCUAUAAAACUAUGAAUGGAGUUCGCUUCUGUUUACAUAGAAUUUCACGAGUACAGAAUUUGACGUUGUGGAAGUAUUACAACUUGAAGCGGAUAGAAAUGAUACAUGAAAAUGAUGGUCUGAAUGUUCAGGAAGAGACGUUAUUUCACGGAACACAGGGUCAGUGUGUGGAAGCCAUCACAAAGAAAGGUUUUGAUUGGAGAUUAUGUGGUAAACAUGGCUCUCUUUAUGGAGAAGGUUCAUAUUUUGCCAAGAAUGCAAUUUAUUCCCACGACUACACAGAUUUCCACAAUUUUAAACAAGUAAGACAUCAUCGAAAGAAAUUCCAGGCUAUUCGACAAAAAUUAAACCUAUUUCAUCCUCCGCCUGCUCAUCAAAGUCUUGUUAGUAUUCCCUACACUCCUAACUUUAACCCUCCUCCACCAGCUCACCAACUAUUGUUUGGUUCUACAAACAAUAGCCAAGGUUCCUUUAUUUCGGUGGUUAACUCAGUUCCUGUUCCAAACCCAACAUACCUUGGAGCCUCCACGUCAUCUGCCUUCAACAUGUUUUCUUCAGCACCCAACAGUCUCUACUCGCUCAGCAACAGAAACAUCCCUGUCAAUCUGAAUCCGCAGCAUUCCACGUACCCUAUCAACAACCCUCUUCUCGGAUUUAACGAUCUUAAUACGCCUGUGAUCAAUCCACACAUGCCGACUCGUGGCAACUCAGUCCCAAAUGUUACCAUAGAAGCAGCUUCAGAGAGUUCAACAGAGGCCAAGGAACCGGAAUAUCUGCUCAAAAUGUUCCUGUCUCGAGUUCUUGUUGGCAAAUCAACAGGAGGUCAAAAAGGGUAUCGUAAACCUCCACCAUUAUAUCCCGAAACGGACAAAAUGGGCAGAUGUUAUGAUUCAUGUGUGGAUAAUAUUUUCGAUCCCAAAAUCUGGGUUGUUUUUGAUAGUCAUCAGAGUUAUCCUGAAUAUUUGAUAGAAUAUACCUGUUGUGAUUUAACAGACUGAGUAUCUACUGUAACAGAAUACAUCUUUUCUUGUGUAUAGUACUGAAUACCUAAGAGAAUACACCUCUCUGGUUUAAAACUUGAUGUGUGUUAUUACAUAAUAGAUGUUAAACAAGUUAUUUUCUCCCUUGAACAUGUCUCGUGGCUUGGAGUUAAACAUUUGGACAAGUGUAUAUAAUAUCAAUAAUGUAAUGUGCGACUCCAUGUUCUGAUGGCAGUUUUAAAUCAAUUACAGGACUCACAAUAGGUGAAUGCAUCAUCAUUGGAGUAAAAAUAAUUUCGAGUGACCUCAAGCUCGAGAUUACCUAUGAAGUUGUAUGAACGACGGGGGAUACUUAAUUGAACGUUCCGUAAUUGAAUUCUCUUAAUCAAAGAAAUAGUGACAAUCGAGUGAAAGGGGGGAUUCGACUACAAUGCAUGUGUUGACUGCGUAAGAAAAUAUCUCAAGCAAACAUGACAGCUGAAACAUAUUCAUUAGGAUUAAUUACCGGGUACGUCACGAUUCUACUCACAUCACCUCCGUUGUCAAGAAUGACAGUGUCACUCAAUAACAGUUCUGUCCAUUCUCGAAAUUCCGGACUGACAAUCGAACAUCCCCUAGGAGAUUAUGUCAAUAUGUACAACUUAAAUUCAUCUCAUACCUCUGCUUGUGUAGUAGUUUUCAACAAUGACAUACAAGACUACACAGCUGACUCGUCAAGACGACUAGUAAGUUGGAGACCUUUUGAAUAUCUUAAUUUCAGCAGUACUGUGAAAAUGUGUUUGAGGAUAUACAAUCAUUUAUUAAAUAUAUAAGUUUAAAGUUAACCAAGAAGAAUUUGAUAGAAUGUUUAUUCUAAUAUUUCAACAACUUGUUUGUAUGAGCAUCUUUUUUUUUUUAAAUUUUAUUAGAGUAUAUGCAUUCAUUGUACUUGUAUAUUAUUACUUCUAUUGAGUAUAUGUACCUGUAUGUCCUAAUUUGAAACUGAAUAUUUUUACAGUUCAUCCCCUUAAUAUUUUAAAGCCACAUAUUGUUUUAUAAAUAUAUAAAAAUUUAAGUGUAAUUUGGAUUUUAUUUGUGACCUACAACCGCUUCAGUUCAUCUUUCCAAAUAAUCAUAUCCCACAAAUUAUAUACUUUAGUGAUGAUUUUUAUAAUUAA